AUGGUCAGCUAUGACGAAUUUAAGGAUAAAUGUCGCGAGUCAAUGGAAACGGGUGAUUUUGAAUGGAUGGAAGUCGUUCCAUAUGACUCUAGAUUUCCAAAUACCAAUCAAACUCCUAAAUGUGUGCAAAACUUUGUAGAUUUUCAGCGUUGUAAGCGAGUAUAUGGAGAGGAAUACAAAGCUUGCAAUUACUUUAUGCGUACGGCACAAUUACUUUGCCCAUCAUCAUGGAUCGAGAAAUGGGAAAAAGAAGUAGAAAACAAUAUGUUUCCAUACAAGAUAUAG
Molecule: messenger RNA, 285 nt
Organism: Schistosoma guineensis
Lineage: Eukaryota; Metazoa; Platyhelminthes; Trematoda; Strigeidida; Schistosomatidae
Source: the annotation of a GenBank genome assembly